Carassius gibelio (silver crucian carp) is the source of this 2184-nucleotide messenger RNA. RefSeq lists its product as uncharacterized. Bases 1 to 1494 code for a protein of 497 amino acids. NCBI's taxonomy places the organism in Eukaryota, Metazoa, Chordata, Actinopteri, Cypriniformes, Cyprinidae. Gene Ontology annotation, biological process: protein ubiquitination; Notch signaling pathway. The transcript has 5 exons. Gene Ontology annotation, molecular function: metal ion binding. The record is from RefSeq and is a predicted model, not a curated record.
AUGCCUGACCUGGAUGCAGAUAUUAACAUUGAGAAAGUCAAAUCUGCAAUUAAAGCACUGAAAAAUAACAAGUCUCCCGGAGCUGUUGGCCUCCCCCCUAAGGCUUAUAAGGCAGGUGGUGAUGUUCUUGCCCCUGUCCUACAUCAUCUGGUUGUGAUGUGCUGGAAUAGUGGAUAUAUCCCAGAUGUCCUUAGAGAUGCCAACAUCAUCCCCAUCUAUAAGAACAAGGAGGACCGUGCAGACUGUAACAACUUCAGAGGAAUAUCUCUGCACAGUCUUGCUGACUUGAACAUGACCUUUGACCCAGUUAGUAGAUCUGGACUUUUCCUCAUCCUACAAAGACUUGGCUGCCUUCCAAAGCUACUGAAGGUGGUCAUUGAGUUUCAUGAGGGCAUGAAGGCAACCGUACAGUCUGAAGGCACUUGCUCUGAAGAGUUCCAGAUAAGAAAAACUUCAGACAAUGUCUUUAAGGUUCAUGCGCGAUCCAAAGGAGAUCAGCAUAUUAAUCUUGAAAGUCAUGCCCUCAGAGCUUUAACACAUCUCUACCAGAAACUAGCCUCGGCCGCUGUCAGCUGUGAACUCACAAAACCUACAGAUCAAGCUGCUGUGGCCCCAAUAGUAGAGAAACUUCAGCAGCAGAAUUAUUGUGUUGUUGCUGCAAAUGAAUUCAGUCCCUGGAAGCUUGUUGGACCGCCAGAACAUCUUGGUCCCACCAUUGCUGAUAUUGAGAAGAAACUUCAGAAGCAUGUGUUUGAUGAAAAGAGGAAGAAACUUAUUGGAUACUCGGGUGACAUUCCUCAUGCAAGAGGAAUCAGGUGGAAUCGGACGCCUGAAUAUGGUCCAGGAGCAGUGGGUGGAGCAGCUGGAGAUCAAACAGAUAGUCGUUUCAAUAAAGAAUCAGAAAUAAAUGCUAGACAUAAGAGUAAAGGUGCUCAUGCUGAAGAGGAGAUGUGUACUAUUUGUAUGGACAGCUUCACUGACCAGAAAAAACUUAAAUGUGGGCAUGAAUUCUGUCGGGAAUGUAUAAGGAUGUCAGUGGAGAGUCUGGGACCCAUCUGUCCUGUGUGUAAGGAAGUCUUUGGGAAAAUUGAGGGAAACCAACCAGAUGGAACAAUGAAAGUAAUGAAGAACAGAUUGAGUCUCCCUGGAUACCCAAAUUGUGGCACUAUUCAAAUACACUACAACAUACCCAGCGGCAUUCAAAUGAAGAGGCAUCCAAACCCUGGGCAGUAUUUCCAUGGCGCAAGACAUCAUGCAUACUUGCCUGACAACCGUGAAGGACGGGAAGUGCUUUCACUGCUGCAGAGAGCUUUUGAUCAGAAACUGAUCUUUACUGUUGGGACCUCGACAACCUCUGGUUUAAAGAAUGCUGUCACCUGGAAUGAUAUUCAUCAUAAGACCAAUACACAUGGCGGGCCUCUAAAUUAUGGCUAUCCAGACCCUGACUAUCUGAGGAGAGUAAAGGAUGAGUUGAAGGCCAAAGGCAUUGAAUGACGAUUGGAUUUAUGUUUCAAAUUCACAUCUAAGCCUAAUAUUUAAAAGUAAACCAUUUAUUGGUUAUAAUGUAAUAAUUUAUAUAUAGUGAUUUUCAGAUGUAUUCAGACCCUUGACCAGUUUACUGGAAAACAAACUAUAUAAUUAAUUCUUGUUCUGUGUGAAGCAAAUCUUAAAUCUCAAAACUAAUUAUUUGAGGGUGAAAUUGGUUUCAACAAACUAUAUUUAAUGCAUUAACUAACAUUAACUAUCAAUGAGCAAUACAUUUGUUACAGUUUUUUAAUCUUUGUAAAUACCAGUUAUUGAAAUACAGCUGUUCAGUUUUAGUCCAUAUUAGCUCAGGUCCAUUGAGUAACACCAAUAGACUUUUCUUUUCAUUACUAAUCUUUUAAUAAUGCAUCGGUUAUUAUAAAAAAAAUAAUAAAUUAAAAAUAAUAAUACUAAUUAUAUAUAUUGUCAUAGUCAUGGACUUUCUGUUCCUUUUGUGUUAUCCCUAUUUGGUCAAGUUCUGUUCCUCAUUUUUUGUUAAUUAAUUAAUCCCCACCUGUUUCCUUUCCCCUCAUUAAUUUCCUUGUGUUUAAAACCCCUGUCUGUUCAGUUCAUUUGGUCCACUAUUACUGUGAUGUUAUGUUCUAAUGGUUGGAUGUGCCCUUCUUCUCCCAUGAUAAUUAAAAGAACUCUUUAGAUAUA